CAACCGACGCGACACCGACGUUGUGGUGCUCGAUUCUUGGAUUUGAUUCCUGAAGGGAGCAAUUUCCUCGAUAUUCGAAUUGCCUCGAUCAUCUGGGCUUGAUGGUGAUCAGUAUCGAUCACUGAUCACUGAAUAUCUUCCGCUUUAUUAUCGUCUUGAUCAUCGUUGUCACCAUCGCGGUCACAAUAGUUAUCGAGAACGAUCUGGUUUCUAGUGAUGUUUGGUGGAGGGUUUGCAGUCGUCUUACUUUGGUGAAACGCGAUCAGAUGGUAGUCAAUGACCUCUGGAGGGUGGCUUGCAAUUGUCUCCGUUCUUGAGUGACACUGAGAAGCUUCCCGUUGACAGUGAUGGUGCAAGAGUCAACUGAUUCCUCCACAGUGAGUGUAAAGUGUUUAUGCCCAGCAUCGGAUUUAUCGCAAUUUGGCGGGAACGGGAGGCAACCUAAUUGGUGAUUGUUGAAAUUCUUGAUGGAUUCUUGAGCAAAGGCUAUCAUGGAAACGCGUUUUGAUUGCCCUCCCUACGGCCCGUCCACUGAAGAUAUUGAUUUCGCUUUCGAUUACUAAUCGCCCUGAGUUAACAUGGACAUUUACAACAAUCUUGAGCAAUCGUCAACGCUUCGGUCAAGUUUAGUAAAAAACGGUUGUAGUGAUAUUGACAUUGUUGCAGUGAAUAAUAACAACUGUGGUGGUAGUGGACAGCAAGACGACGAUCUUGACGACUUGCCGGAAGUUAGUUUUGAUGCAAGUUCAGAUUUUAACUUGGACUUCUUUGAUACCACCGAAGACUCAUCGGUGCAAGGUGGAUUUAGUGAUCCAGGAUCAGUGGAAUCUGUGUCUGUGGGAUCACCACCACCUGUGGCUGUCAAUAAAUUUUUGUUGCAUGACGAUAAUGAAUUUGCAACUGCUGAAAGAUUAUCGAGCUCCUUAAGCAGUGCCAGCGCCAAUACCAAAGCAGACCAACAAUUUGCGGUUGCCGAUUCAAACUCGAACAGUUCAGUAGUUAAGACUUUCGUUCCUUGCAAAGUUUGUGGUGAUAAGGCAUCUGGCUACCACUAUGGAGUAACAUCCUGCGAGGGAUGUAAGGGUUUCUUUCGACGCAGCAUUCAAAAGCAAAUUGAAUACCGAUGUUUGCGUGACGGAAAGUGCCUGGUAAUUCGGCUGAACAGAAAUCGAUGUCAGUAUUGCCGUUUCAAGAAAUGCCUGUCAGCAGGAAUGAGUAGAGAUUCUGUUCGCUAUGGUCGAGUCCCAAAACGUUCACGUGAACUAAACGGUACAGACGAUUCAAGUAUUCGAGUAAGUACUCCUGGAACGCCGAAUACACCAACAACUCCCCAAAUGUGUUCAGUUGCAUCACCGCCCGAACUAGGCUGCACAGCUUCAAUAGCAACCGAUGCCGAAAUACCCGGUUCUACCGAGCUCUCUGUCUACGAUGUAAUACUAUGUGUCUCGCAGGCACAUCGGAGCCAUUGUACGUACACAGAGGAACAAACUCGUGAAUUAGUUCGGCGACCAAUAAUCCUGCCGCAAAAUAGUGUUAAGGACGAAUGUGAGAUCGCUUCAUUAUCGGAAACGAUUGAGGAGCAAAAAAUCUGGUUGUGGCAACAAUAUGCCACACGAAUUACACCAGGUGUACAACAUGUUGUUGAAUUUGCCAAACGUGUACCUGGUUUCUGUGAUUUUACCCAAGAUGAUCAAUUGAUAUUAAUUAAGUUAGGUUUCUUUGAAGUUUGGCUAACGCAUGUCGCACGCAUGAUAACCGGCACAUCAUUGACUUUUGAUGAUGGAGCGUAUUUGAUGCGAGAACAUUUGGAAAUCAUUUAUGAUAAUGACUUUGUGGUAUCACUUCUGAACUUCUCAAACGCAAUAAACUGCUAUAACUUAAGUGACACUGAAAUCGGUCUAUUUUCCGCCAUGGUUCUACUAGCAUCGGAUCGUUCUGGAAUAACUGAACAUAAAAUCAUAUCACGAACCAGGGAACGUAUAGCUGAAGCCCUGAGAGUACAAAUCGUCCGAUCACGUCCUGGAUCUACAAAUUCGUUGCAACUGAUGCCGGCACUCGAGGCGAAAAUCUUAGAAUUGCGUGCAUUGGGUGCCAAACAUUGUUCACAUUUAGACUGGCUUAGAAAUAAUUGGACUAAAUUAAGGCUGCCUCCACUCUUUGCUGAGAUUUUCGACAUUCCAAAAACCGAUGAUGAUAUCUGAAGCAACAACAUCAGUAACAUGACGCAAAGAAGGAAUUAAUAUAGACAACCUAGGAAAAAAGGAUAAUAUCAGUAGGCAGAAUGACAUUGGGAAUCAUCUUAGAUACACAUCUAUUUAUUUUCAAAUAAAUACAAUAUCAUUAUAACACCUACUGACAUCACAAUGUUAUAGAGAGAAAUAACUAGCGAAAAUAUUAUUUAAUGCAUGUUCUUAAAAGAUAUUGUUGCAGUCGCGCUGCCUAUAACUUAAUUUCAAUGAUUUACGGUUAACUUAAAUCAUAUUAGCUAAAAUAUGUUAUAGACUAUCUGCUAUUACACGUAUUCACUUGAAACUUUGUUUUUUUUUUACUUCUAAUUUAUGUGUAUAUUUAGUAGAGAAACUUUGAAUAUACUGGUAACUACGUAGAUACAACCCUAAUCCAUAGCAAUUGGAAGUUUGCCAAAAUUUCGUAUUAUUUUAACUAUAAAAUAUAUAGUAAAAUUAUAACAGUAGUUAAAUCGUUAUCACUGUGAGUAGCAUUUAGAAAAUUGAAUCUCUGAAUUCUAAAGUCUACAAUCACUCAAGCUUUUACUGAAAUCUAAUUUGGCUAUUAGUAGUUAGUCGAUUACUCAAUAAAAGGCUUUGUGCUGGGAGGUUGGUUUUUUCAAGGCCAGAACUCUUUCGAAAGCAAUAUUAGGGCGUAUUGCUUUUACCCUUGAACUGAACUUCCAAUGAAAAUUAUGUUUUCUUGUUUGAAAUUUCUUAUACAAUCAAUAAUUGUUUAACUAAAUUUUCCCACAUAUCACGGAAAUGCUCUUGUUGUUUAUUUUAUUUGAUACUUUAACAUUUAAUUAUUACUUUUGUAAUUUAUCUAGACUUAAGUGAAUAUAUUAUAAAUUUAUAAUAAAUUUUUAAGCGUUUUAAACUCAAAACUACCGAGAAAAAUUUUCUUUUUGGAAUAUUUUUUGUUCGAUUUAAUAUUGUAUUUCUUGUUUUGAUAUAAAGUAUAUACAAAGAAAAAGCAUAA
Molecule: messenger RNA, 3207 nt
Organism: Hermetia illucens (black soldier fly)
Lineage: Eukaryota; Metazoa; Arthropoda; Insecta; Diptera; Stratiomyidae
Gene: Eip78C
Product: ecdysone-induced protein 78C
Exons: 6
Coding region: 579-2201 (540 amino acids)
Biological process (GO): regulation of DNA-templated transcription
Molecular function (GO): sequence-specific DNA binding; nuclear receptor activity; zinc ion binding
Source: RefSeq, a predicted model, not a curated record